GAUGCUGGAGGCAGAUAGGUAGAGAGGAAUCCUCCAGAGAGAUCCAGGCAUCAUGUCCUCCUCCACACCGGUGUUGCUGCAUCUGCUGCUACUGGUCUCCCUGGCUUCAGCGGGACACUUCUAUGGAGGCUCCAUGUCUGUCACCCCCAAAGGGAGGAAUGCUGACGGAACAUUCAAGGUGGAUUUACGCUACAAGAAUACCCAUGAUUGGUGUGAUUACUCUCGCUGGUAUUGUUCCUCGGGGAACUGCGGAUCGUCUAUCAAAGAUGUCAGAGGCACAAUUGACAGCAGCAGCAGAGGACGGAGUGGUUACAACAACCAGUGGUGUGAAACUGAAACUGUCGAGACCAGAAAUAUCCCCAGUGAUAAACCUUUUCAAUUGAUACAAAACAGCUGCUGUUGGAUCCCAACAGUAAACAAUCUUGGAUAUUGGAGCCUGGAAACACAAGUGGAUCUGGGAACAAGAUCUGAUACUGGUGAACCCAACAGAUCUCCAGUCACAGCCAUUCUUCCUUUCAUACGUGUUCCCCAGAACUGUCAGAGGUCCUACAACCUCAUGGCCUUUGACCCUGACGGUGAUCGUGUCAGAUGCAGAUACGGAUUGGUCAGACCUGAGUGCGAUAGGUGUGAUCAGCCUUCAGGUUUCUACCUGGAUCAGGGCUCUUGCUCCUUACAAUACGGCUACACUUCAACGAGUGGCGUCUAUGGGUUUGAGCUAGUUGUAGAGGACUUUCCUAACCAACACAUCACCCUGUCCUACACCGAUGGCUCUAGUUCCUCCAGGGCACCGCUUCAUGCAGGGAGACGCCGACGCGCCAGCUACCAAACAACCGUCUCCUAUCCCUGGAGCCAAACCACCACCACUCCUUCUCCUUGGUGGUGGUGGAGCCAAACCACCACUGUCGCCCCCUGGCCCACUACCACCACCACCACCCCGCCCACUACCACCGCCCCCUGGCCCACUACAACCACCCCCUGGCCCACUACCACCACCACCCCGCCCACUACCACCACCCCCUGGCCCACUACAACCACCCCCUUGCCCACUACAACCACCCCCUUGCCCACUACAACCACCCCCUGGCCCACUACCACCACCACCAGGCCCACUACCACCACCACCACCACUACCACCACCACCAGGCCCACUACCACCACCACCUGGCCCACUACCACCACCACCUGGACCACCACCACCCCAGGAAGCCUGUAUCCCUCCACUGCUCCCCUCAGCAAACUCCCUCUGCAUUUCUCUCUUCUGGUGGACUCUAGUGUUCCGUCCUGCGAUGAGGGUAUGUACCUGCCCAGGUUCGUGCAGCCGACACCACACAACGGAGAACAUCUCCACGCCGAGGUCAACAAAGAGCUGGAGUUCAGGGUCAAGGCCGAGGCUACACACUCAACGAUUAAUGAUGUCAUCGUCAGUGGACCUAUGAACAUCACCAAUGUCAUGACUACCCAGGGGGAGUUUGUCAUCCGGUGGACACCCAUCCGGGACAAUCUGGGGGAGUAUUUCCCCAUUUGCUUCAUCACUGAGGGGAUUUCUGGAUCAAGUGUCUAUCAGUCUGAGAUGAGAUGUGUUGUGGUGGAGGUCGGACGCAGAAAGGUCAAAGCCAAGGUGGUGUGUGACGAGACCAAGAUGACGGUCGAAGUGGAGAAGUCCUCUGUUACUGAAAUUCACGAGGACCACCUCCGCCUCAACGAUCCCAGUAACUCUGCCUGCGACCUGCAACGCCUCUCUAACAGCACCCACAUCAUUGGAGUCAUCCCCCUCAAUGCCUGUGGCACUCAGAUAGAGGAGGACGACGACAACCUCAUCUUCAAGAACCAAAUCACCACCUUCGACAACCCCAACGACAUCAUCACCAGGCACCACCAGGUGGAGUUCCAGUUCUACUGCCAGUACGCCAAACGUGGCAACGUGUCCCUGGGCUUCACUGCACACAGGGACAGCAUCACGGUGGUGGAGAAAGGCUUCGGCACGUUCACCUACCAGUUUGAGUUCUACCAGACCAGCCAGUUCGCCAACAUGGUGGAUCCCCGUGACUACCCGUUAGACGUGGAGGUGAAGCAGAUGAUCUACAUGGACAUCGAGGCGGUCUCCACUGUGAACAGCACUGAGCUCUUCGUGGAGUCCUGCAGAGCGGCGCCGUACGACAACCCCGACUACCAUCCCACCUACCCCAUCAUAGAAAACGGGUGCAUUGUGGACGAGACGGUUCAAAUCUUCUCACCGCGUCACCAGAGGCAUUUCCAGUUCGGAAUGGAAGCUUUCAAAUUCAUCGGAAUGCAUGACCAGGUGUACAUCAGCUGUUCAGUGAUCCUGUGUGAGGCUGGGAACCCCAACACCCGGUGUGCCCAGGGCUGCGUCAACUCCACCUCCCCCCAACCUGCUGGUCACCACCACCACCGCAAGAGAGAGGCCGCCAUGCAAACUGCCAAACACCACAUCUCCCAGGGUCCUUUGCGCCUGAGAAAGAGUUCAGAGAGCUCAGUGACCAACGUGAACAUGGGGUUGAUGGUUGGGUGUAUCAUAGCAGCCGUUGCCAUGCUGUGCGGAGUGAUGCUCUACAAGUCCAAAACAUCAGGCGUUAAAUACCAGCCCCUGACAACAUUUGAGACUUAGUCCCAUGGCAGCCAUCCUUUCACAUGUCGCAUUUCGCAUUAUAGAAAGAAGGAUGGUGGGAAAUAUUGAACAUUUGAAAAGUGGUCUCUGACUUUAACAAUGAAAUGUCUCUUGAGAUCAAUACAAGAAUAUGCAUUAAUCCGUAAACGUACUUAGCGGUGACUCUGAUUAUAACAAUGUGUCUUGGCUGACCAGGUAAAAAGUUCUGAAUAGGCACUCGAGCACCAGUAGGAUUGCAGGUAUCAUAUAUCACAGGAAGCUGCUGAGGGGAGCACAGCUUAUAAUGUCUGGAAUGGAGAGAAUUGAGUGAAUGGUAUUUGAUUCCACUCUACUCGUUUCACUCCAGCCAUUACCAUGGUCCCGUGAUCCCCAAUUAAGGUGCCACCAACCUCCUGUGAUGUAUAUAUAUAUAUUUACUGUAGCCUGUUCCUAUACACAUUUGACCCAUAUAGUGCCCUCUAGUGUACAAAUGAAAUGUUAUAUACAAAGACAGAACAGCUAUAAUCCACACAACAACCGUAGAGGUUUGGCCCAAAUGUCUCCUACAACUUGUUUGACCAGUUUAACUCCUGCUUCUUCCUACUGUCUGUAUUGUGAUGUGGGGAAAGUCAUGUCAUACUGGGAUGUACUCUGAAAUAUUUGACCCUGGUCACAUUCUGGAAAGCUUUCUAUAUAGGCCAGGGUCUGUUGAACCAGGGAUCACUUACAUUUAUUUGUUGUGAUUGUGUUACAUCAAAAUGGAACCCUGGUUAAAAUAAAUGUUUAGUCUAUAUGAUGUACUGAAUUACUGUAAAAUUGUCCUUUCAAAUAAAUGAAUGUAUUUGUAUUCAUUUUAGCCAUUAUGUCUUAUGUCUUAUUAUGAAACAUUAAAAUACAAUGUAAAUAGCA
Messenger RNA from Oncorhynchus kisutch (coho salmon), 3514 nucleotides. RefSeq lists its product as uncharacterized. The transcript has 14 exons. The coding region runs from base 53 to 2626 and encodes 857 amino acids. NCBI's taxonomy places the organism in Eukaryota, Metazoa, Chordata, Actinopteri, Salmoniformes, Salmonidae. The record is from RefSeq and is a predicted model, not a curated record.